Molecule: messenger RNA, 1287 nt
Organism: Zingiber officinale
Lineage: Eukaryota; Viridiplantae; Streptophyta; Magnoliopsida; Zingiberales; Zingiberaceae
Product: probable protein S-acyltransferase 4
Exons: 6
Coding region: 1-1287 (428 amino acids)
Biological process (GO): peptidyl-L-cysteine S-palmitoylation; protein targeting to membrane
Cellular component (GO): endoplasmic reticulum; Golgi apparatus
Molecular function (GO): protein-cysteine S-palmitoyltransferase activity
Source: RefSeq, a predicted model, not a curated record
AUGGCUUUUUUUAUCUCCAUGGAAUCGCCCAGAUUGAAGAGGUUGUAUCAAGUUUGGCACGGAAACAAUAGGUUCCUGUGUGGUGGAAGGUUGGUAUUUGGUCCGGAUGCUACUUCAAUAUUCCUAUCGAUGUUUUUGAUAGCUACACCAACAAUCAUAUUUUGUACUCAAGUUAUUGUCAAAAUCCAUAACCGCGAGAUGAAUCGAACUCAACCCCAAAGCCAUCAUAUACUUGGGUACCCAGUGCUCAUUGUCGCAAUGAUUCUCCUAGUCGCGGACUUGGCUUUCUUGAUGUUGACUUCUAGUAGAGAUCCAGGCAUAGUGCCGCGGAAUCUGUGGCCAGCGCCAGAAUUUGAACAAAGAUUUGACGGUGGCGCGAAUCCACCCAUGGAAUGGCCCAAUGGAUCAGCCAGUCAAAACUUGAGGCUACCUCGCACCAAGGAAGUGGAGGUAAAUGGAUUUAGUGUGAGAGUGAAGUACUGUGAGACAUGUUUGCUGUAUCGUCCGCCUCGGGCUUCUCAUUGUGCCAUCUGCAACAAUUGCGUGCAGAAGUUUGAUCACCACUGUCCGUGGGUUGGCCAGUGCAUUGGAUUACGCAACUAUCGGUUCUUCUUCAUGUUUAUACUGUCCUCGACCCUCCUCAGCAUUUACGUAUUCACUUUCUCGUGGCUAAACAUUCUCGAAGAAAAGAAGAACUACCACAAUUCGGUGUGGAAAUCCAUGAGCGGCCAGUUUGUGUCACUUGCACUCAUUCUCUAUAUUUUCUUUGUGGUUUGGUUUGUUGGCGGGCUCACAGCAUUCCACGCCUACUUAAUCAGCAAAAAUCAGACAACAUAUGAGAAUUUUCGUUAUCGCUACGACAAGAGAGAGAAUCCAUACAACAAGGGGCUACUAGGAAACAUAAAAGAUGUUUUCUUCACAAAGAUUCCUCCAUCAUUGAAUGAUUUUCGGUCUUGGGUGCUCGAAUUGGAUGCCUUCUCCACUGCUUCGAAUGGAGGGAUGAGCAUUAAAAGAUCAAAAGAGAUGAUUGACUUAGAAAUAGGCAAUGUGUCUGAUUUAGGUAGUAGCAGGCGAUUUUCUAGUGUCCUACAAAAUUUAGAUUGCAGUUCUAUCGACGAUAAGUUACAAGACAAAGUAAGAAGCAAAGAAGAUGAUUGUUAUCCGUUAGCUUUCCCCGGAAUCGAAGAACCUAUCGACGAAGAUCCACUAUACUCCAAGUCCAGUUGCUUGAAGGGGAGCAUGGUAAUGGAUGAGAAUUCAGAUGAGGAAAGUAUCUCGAAGUACUAA